AUGCCGGAAAGAACGAAGCAGUCAGCCGAGAUACUGGGCGAGGCAGGCGAGCCCAGAGGGCACGAUGACGCACUUCAAUCUUCGCUUUCAUACCGUGCAUUCAACAUCGAAUUGGACAGCCUCCUUCCUUAUGAAGAAUUCUUCGACAGCACCUUUUCGUACGACUGGACCGAUGGCGUUGUGGACCAUGUGCCUUCUCUAGAUAAUCACGGGGAUCGAUCACGGUCUAGAUCUCCUGCUGUACUGAGUCAUGAUCAGGCCCAGGGUGACACCCUGCGAGAUGAUGGAUCGUCUCCUACACGGUCUGUUCGAGGGGAGACCGUCGAAAGAUCCAAGAGCGUCGAAGGUGUUCCAAUCGAGCAGAGCGAACUUCUUCACUUCACACCACUGCCUCAAAAAAGUUCGGUGGUCGAUUGCAACUGGGAGCCGGUCCCUAUCUCAAUCGCAGCAGAGCUGCAAGGCAACUUCUUUCUUGCGACUCCGGAGCCAAACAGUACCGCUGGGCUCACCUUCUCCCGUCGCAACCUGUUCCGGAUCGCUGGCUCCAUUUCAAAGAUACCAAGACCCUGCUAUUUUAUCGAUGAUAAUGGAGGCAGAACAGCCAUCUUGAAUGCCGAUGUCUGCGUCACUGGUACCGAAUCGAAGGAGGGAAAGAAGAUAGAUGUUAUUCAAGUACCAUGGAAGACCACAGCACCUCCGACCUCGCCACUUGUACGAAACACUUCCGCUCCUGGCCAUCACAUAAUACCGUUGGAACUAGGGUCAAACACGCAGAUCUCUUCCGGGAAGACGACGCUGCCCUUCAUGUGGAAAAGACUUCAAUUCAAGAACUCGACAGCAAACAACGGUCGGCGCAACGGCGUACAGCAGAAAUAUCGUCUGAAGUUGACACUUACAGCAAAUCUAGCGACUGGCGAGAAGGUGUCUCUCCUUGAGGCCGAAACUGGUGCUAUCAUUGUCCGUGGCAGGAGUGCUUGGACCUCCGCGAAAAGUGAAGAGCCCAACCCUUCCGUACGGGAGCAGCGUCUCGCUAGUCAAGUCGUAACCAGAAGGCCCCGAAAGGCUUUCCGCACUGGCGAUCCGAUCUCACCGAAUGAGAUCACAUCAAGGAUUCCUUCAAAUCAUACCGCGGCUGCGACGCCAGUGGGCUCACGUCUCAAAGACAGAUCGCUGAUUCCCUCGCUCAGGCUAGACUCGGAAAUGGGGGCCCUGGACUCAGCCACUGUUCCUGAGCAGACCCCUUCGCUGUACAGUAGGCCUAAGAGUGCCACUUCCAUGCAGAAGACCCUUGACCACAGGGCUACUGGGGAACCUCUUACGGACAACAAUGUACAUGUCGGAGAAUCGUCUAACAAAAAGUCGAGUACGCGCAAGGCAUCACCUUCGAGCAAUUUGGACCCAGACCCAUUGUAUGAGUAUUUCCCUUUGGGUAUCGAAGGAUGGAUGCCUCCUGUGGGCGCUGUUUACAGACCUCAUGUUGCGCAUAAUACCUCUUUGGCACCUGAUCUACAGGCUCUGGUCGAUAAAGGAGGCCUUUCUUGGACAGGCCCACAAGCUGGAAAGCCGAGCAAUUGGUCAUGA
Messenger RNA from Exophiala viscosa, 1581 nucleotides. RefSeq lists its product as uncharacterized. Bases 1 to 1581 code for a protein of 526 amino acids. Gene Ontology annotation, molecular function: DNA binding; DNA-binding transcription factor activity. Gene Ontology annotation, cellular component: nuclear chromosome. The transcript has 3 exons. NCBI's taxonomy places the organism in Eukaryota, Fungi, Ascomycota, Eurotiomycetes, Chaetothyriales, Herpotrichiellaceae. Gene Ontology annotation, biological process: positive regulation of transcription by RNA polymerase II; meiotic cell cycle. The record is from RefSeq and is a predicted model, not a curated record.